Molecule: messenger RNA, 872 nt
Organism: Bufo gargarizans (Asiatic toad)
Lineage: Eukaryota; Metazoa; Chordata; Amphibia; Anura; Bufonidae
Product: fibrous sheath-interacting protein 1-like
Exons: 6
Coding region: 156-872 (238 amino acids)
Source: RefSeq, a predicted model, not a curated record
AGCUGUCGCGCCGUAGAGCUGCUGAGGUGAGGGGUCGGCGGCCGAGGGACCCACAUCUGAAGUAGCAGCGUCACUGUGUGUGAUCUACUGUGAACUUACCUCCUUACCCAGCUUUCCUAUGUGCUGAUGAACUAUUGGUUCUCAGCUCUCUGAAGAUGGAUAUUAUGAAGGGCAGCUUGGAUGACAUUUCCAGACCGGCCACCGUGUCUCGUUCCCGUCCUGGAAGUCGCUUAAGUUCAUUCCAAGUGGAUAAACAGAAAGUGACCUCGUCUGUGUGUUCUCUGGAAGUGCUGACUCCGGAGCCGGGAAUAUCACAGACGGAUCUGACAAUGACUUCAGACGAUGAGCAAGAGACUUCUCCUACAGUGUGUUCAGAAGGUCCUGGUGAUGAGGAGACCGCACAGAGUUGUACAGGGAUGGGAGCAGAAGUAUAUCAAGGAAGAACUCCAGACAGGAUGACCAGCCUGCCAGAAGAUCCAGAAGGCUCCACUGAAGAGUCGCCAAGUACAGAAGACAAGAUGGAGCCCAAAGUAGAAAAAGCCAUUAGGAAGAUGAAAGCCCUGGAUGAAAUUUUACUGAAAAAGAUGGCAAAAGAGAAGGAGGUUAAAGCUCAAGGUCUGGAGAUCCGAAACCAACUGUGGGAAGAGCUCCAGCACGUGUCACAGCAGUCCUCAGCACGCAGCCAUGAGGAAAAUGUCAAUACCAACAAAUUUCUGGCACUGACUCCGCAGUUGGAUGACCCUGAAGUCUUCGUACAAGCCACACAUUCCAGGAAAAUGAGAGCCAAUCUCAUAUUCACGGAGGUGUUGCAUCAGGCUACAAACACAAAACUGUCUCAAAGAAAAACUUUGCCCAUGACUUUCACUUCAUAA